Messenger RNA from Anthostomella pinea, 438 nucleotides. The record is from the annotation of a GenBank genome assembly. NCBI's taxonomy places the organism in Eukaryota, Fungi, Ascomycota, Sordariomycetes, Xylariales, Xylariaceae.
AUGGGUCGCGUCCGCACCAAGACCGUGAAGAAGUCCGCCAAGGUCAUCAUCGAGCGCUUCUACCCCAAGCUCACCUUGGACUUCGAGACCAACAAGAGAGUGUGUGAUGAGAUCGCCAUCAUUGCCUCCAAGCGCCUAAGAAACAAGAUUGCCGGCUACACAACGCAUCUGAUGAAGCGCAUUCAGCGUGGUCCCGUCCGUGGUAUCUCCUUCAAGCUGCAAGAAGAGGAGAGAGAGCGAAAGGAUCAAUACGUCCCCGAGGUUUCUGCCCUCGACUUCACCCAGAACAGCGAGACCGGCCAGCUCGAUGUCGACGGCGAGACCAAGGACCUGCUGAAGCACCUCGGCUUCGACAGCGUCCCCGUCAACGUCGUCCCCGUCGUCCAGCAGCAGUCCAUCGAGCGACCCCGCAGAUUCAACGACCGCCCCGCGCGCUAA